Cyprinus carpio (common carp) is the source of this 6779-nucleotide messenger RNA. RefSeq names its product tyrosine-protein phosphatase non-receptor type 23-like. Gene Ontology annotation, biological process: early endosome to late endosome transport; endocytic recycling; protein dephosphorylation. The record is from RefSeq and is a predicted model, not a curated record. Gene Ontology annotation, cellular component: endosome. Gene Ontology annotation, molecular function: protein binding; protein tyrosine phosphatase activity. Lineage: Eukaryota; Metazoa; Chordata; Actinopteri; Cypriniformes; Cyprinidae.
ACAUCUCAUGACGUCACUUCCGGAAGCUGCAAUCGCUUCCUGUAUGGGUGUAAAUGGGGACAUGACACAGUCGUUCAGAGCUGUAAAAUUGAAAAUAAUCAUUCCGCUGGUAUUUUUCCAGGUGCGUGAUCGCUAUAAUACUAUCUACUUUAGGCGGCUGAGCGACAUCGGUGGCUGCGAUGGAAGCCGUGCCGCGAAUGCCGAUGAUCUGGCUGGAUCUGAAGGAGGCAGGGGAGUUCCAGUUCAGCCCGACUGUCAGACAGUUCAUCCUGAAGAACUACGGUGAAGAUCCUGACAAUUAUAAUGAGCAGUUGAAGAAACUGGAGCAAUUGAGACAGAAUGCUGUGAAUGUCACACGAGACUUUGAAGGCUGCAGCACCUUAAGGAAGUACUUUGGGCAACUACACUAUCUUCAGAGUCGUGUGCCUUUGGGAUAUGGGCAGGAAGCUGCUGUCCCGAUCUCCUGGACAGAGAUAUUUUCUGAGAAGACAGUGACCCACGAGGACAUCUGCUAUGAGCAGGCAUGCAUCCUUUAUAAUUUGGGAGCGCUCCAUUCAAUGUUGGGAGCCAUGGACAACAGGGUAUCCGAAGAGGGAAUGAAAGUAUCGUGCACACACUUUCAGUGCUCGGCUGGAGCGUUCACCUACCUGAGAGAUCACUUCAGCCACAACUUCAGUGUGGACAUGAGUCACCAGAUCCUCAAUCUCAACAUCAACCUCAUGCUGGGUCAGGCCCAAGAGUGCCUGUUGGAAAAAUCUAUGUUGGACAACAGGAAGAGCUUUCUCGUCGCUCGGAUAAGUGCCCAGGUGGUGGACUAUUAUAAAGAGGCAUGCAGAGCUCUGGAGAACUCAGAAACCGCUUCAAUGUUAGGAAAGAUACAGAAAGACUGGAAGAAAUUAGUGCAAAUGAAGAUUUAUUACUUUGCUGCAGUUGCUCACCUGCACAUGGGAAAACAGGCUGAAGAGCAGCAGAAGUAUGGAGAGAGGGUUGCUUACCUUCAGAGCUCACUAGACAAACUCAGUGAGGCAAUUAAGAUGGCUAAGGGUCAACCAGACAGUGUACAGGAAGCCCUUAGAUUUACCAUGGAUGUCAUUGGGGGAAAAUUUAAUUCUGCCAAAAAAGACAAUGACUUCAUUUACCAUGAAUCUGUGCCACCUCUGGAAACACUGACUUCAGUGAAAGGAGCCCCACUGGUGAAAGCCUUGCCUGUAAACCCAACAGACCCCAGUGUCACUGGCCCAGACAUUUUUGCAAAGCUGGUGCCCAUGUCUGCCCACGAGGCCUCCUCUCUUUACAGUGAAGAGAAGGCCAAGCUGCUAAGGACUGUCAUGGCUAAAAUAGACAGCAGGAAUGAAACAUUAGAACAGUUCAUGGACUCUCUUGGUCUGGACCCAGAGUCAGUAGACAAUACAGAGAUGUAUAAUACGCUUCCUUCUGUGCUGAUGGAAAAAUGUGCUGCGUUGAGUGUGAGACCUGAUACUGUAAAAAACCUAAUUCAGUCAAUGCAGGUCCUCUCAGGUGUGUUCACCGAUGUAGAAGCCUCUUUGCGGGAGAUUCGAGAUGUAUUGGAUGAGGAUGAGGCAGAGGAGCGAAGUUUAGAAGAGGCUGCUGGGAAGCAGGCUGUACCAGAACAGCCCUCGGCUCUGGCUGAGCUGCGGAGAGACCUGGAAAAGUAUUUGGAAGCACACGAGAAAGCUAGCUUCACCAACACAGAACUUCAUCGGGCCAUGAAUCUGCACAUCAGCAAUCUGAGGCUCCUUGGUGGACCACUAGACACCCUUAGAGAGGCAUUGCCAAGACCUCAACUUAGCGAGGAUGAGAUGGCAGGUCUCCAGACUAUGAAAAGAAUUUUGGGAAAAGUGCAAGAAAUGCGGGACCAACGAAGCUCCCUGGAAGAGCAACUUAGAGACCUCAUUCAGCAGGAUGACAUCACUACUUCACUAGUUACAACUGAGCUUGCUGACAUGAAGAAACUGUUUAAGGAACAGCUUAAGAAGUAUGAGCAGGUGAAAUUAUACCUUGAUCAGAACCUGACAGCUCAAGAGAAUAUCCUGAAGGCACUGACAGAAGCUAAUGUGCAGUAUGCCACUGUGCGCAAGGGCCUGGCAGAAACUGAACAUAAAUGGAACAGCACUGUGCAGAUGCUUGUGGCCUCCUAUGACAAGGCCUAUGAAGAUCUAAUGAAGAAAUCUCAGGAGGGCAAAGAAUUUUAUGAAGAUUUGGAAACAAAGGCCUCUCGGCUGUUGGAGAAAGCCAAGACUGUCUGCAAGGCUCGAAAGGAAGAGAGACAAGCCAUAAUGGAAAAGGAACUAAAAAAAAAGGUGCCCCAAAGACCCACUGCCCCAAAGCCACCCCCGAAGAAAGGCCAAAGUGUGGAUCCUGAAAACUUAGAUGACCCUGAACUGGCAGAGCUGAGUGCUGCUAUCCUAGCUCUUGGUGGAGAUCUCCCAGAAGAGCUACGUAGCCUGCCUCCUGAAUUUACCAUUCCACCACCUGGUCAUCCUUCUGUGCUUUCCGGAGCCGCUGCUAGAUCUAUUCUGCGCUGGCCUGGAGCUAACUCGGGUUUACUCUACACACAACCCAGAUUUCCUCCAAAUUUACCACCUCUUGAAGUUCUUGCUGAGAUCUCCUGUUUUCCAACUCCUCCCCUUUCUCAGAGUUUCAGUCACAGUCUUUCCCAGCCUCCUCUGGCACAGCAACUUCCACAGCUGCCCAACCCACGGGUCCUUCCACCACCAUCUGUGUCUGGGUACUGUCCUCCAUCUUCACAGAACCAACCCGGUCCAGUCACUCCAGUCCGACCUUCCACCACUACAGUGGAUAGUGUACAGACACCUAUUCCUAGCUACAGUCCUGCAUCUGCCCAGGCAGUUAUGCCCUGCCCUGGCCAACACCAACCAAUGCCAUCAGUGUAUGCAGCGCCACCUCAGAUGACACCCCACGUCCAGUACAUGCAGCAACCUGGUGCUCCCAUGAGCCAGCCACAGGCAAUGCCAGCCCCUCAUCCACAGCCUCAAACUCAGCAAGUGUUUGGUCAACAGGGUGGUCAAAGUCAACCACAGCCGUUUUACCCACCUGUACCAAAUCAACACCAAAUGCCAAGACCUUUGCCUGGGCCACAGCUUCCACAGCAUAUUAAGCCUCAGUUCCAACAAUACAUAGCCCAAGUAAGACAACCAGGACCACCACACUUCCAAGGACAGUUUGGAGCUCCAGCUACCCAUGUGCAGCCCUAUCAGGGUUACCCCCCUGUCUCAUUUGUUUCGAAGUCCCAACCUCCACAAGUUAACACUGUCAACCCGGGCCAGAUGCCCCAUCCAGGCAUACCUCCACAGAUGCCACCAUCCUCCCAGUCAGUGCCUCCUGUGUCAAUGCCACACUUGGCUCAUGCUAAUCAGCAAAUGCCUCCAUCUUCCCAGCCAGUGCCCUCUAUGUCAAUGCCACACUUAGCCCACAUUAAUCAACAAAUUCCCCCUUCCUCCCAGCCAGUGCCCUCUGUGUCAAUGCCACACUUAUCGCAUGUCAAUCAACAGAUUCCCCCUGCUUCACAGCCACAAACACCUCCCGUCAAUCAAUUACCCCAUGCUCCUCACCCCCAGAUACCACCAUCCUCUCAUCAUUUAGGCCCUGCACCUCAUAUGCAGAUACCUCCUGCCUCAAAACAGAUGCCUCCUCCCCAGCAGCCACAAAUGCUUGCACCAUCCACUCACAUGUCUCCUUCCUCUCAUCCACAAAUGCCCUCAGUCUCCCAACCGCUACCUCAUUGCCCCCAAUCACAAAUAAUCCCUACUCAUCAACCCAGCCAACAGCCAGCGUACCCAGCAGUCCCUCUGAGGGCUAAUGUUCCUGUUCAGCCUCGGGUACCGCAUGGCCCUCUCUCAUCACAGAUACAAAUGCACCAUAGCACUCCUUCACAGCAUCAAAACCACCCUCAUCCUAAAAUCCUUUCCCAGUCCUGUCCUCCAGCACUCCCUCACAAUAUCUACAAACCUCAGCUACCCAUUCCUCCUAGCUCUGCACCUUUGAGUUUUCCAGGAGGUGUUCCUAUGGUUUCCAACCAGUCUGUGGCACCUCUGCAGCCUCAGUCCCAGCCACCCACUUCACAGCCUUUAGCCCCGCAACAGCUGCCCCCGGGAGGCCCAAUAUCUUAUGCUGUUCCACAAGGUGGGAACAUUGGUACUGGACCAAUGCAGCAUCCUGUAGCUGCUGCUCCCCCAGGGCAUCAAAGCAUGAUAACUACAUCCUCAGGAGCACCAGGGGCACCACAGCCUCAUGUGCUACCUUCUCCUGCCCCAUCACCUUCUCCCUCUCCUGGUCCUUCCUCCCUUGGUAUGGUCACCCAACGACCUUCUCCUGCUCUUACCCCAGUUGGAGGAGCAACAUUGCCACAGUCCUCAGUUCAGACUCCAACACCCACUGGUCCUGUGACUCCAUCUGACUCCAGUUUGUUUCAGCGACAGAACUCUAGUACUGAUGACUUGCUUUCCUCAAGCCCAGAGAGCCAGCAUGGAGGCACCAAGGACACCGCCAAUGUCUUACUACCCACAAAAGCUGACCCUCAGGAGGAACAUCACAGAAAAAAAGCAGAGGGUGUAAGACUUAUCCAAGGUGACCCUUACCAAGCACCAGAGAGGGUCUCGAAACUCAGUGCACAGCUAGAACGGUUUAGAUUAACAGUCCAAUCCUUAGAGCGCCCGACAGGGGAAGGAGGUCUGUCGAAACUUGACGCUCAAUGGAAAGAACUGCAAGAGCAGCAGGAGAAGGAUACUCGCCAGCUCUCUAUUGCUAUUGCUCGUUGCUAUACCAUGAAGAACCGCCAUCAGGAUGUUAUGCCAUAUGACUGCAAUCGUGUUGUCUUGUGCUCCGGUAAAGAUGAUUACAUCAAUGCCAGUUUCAUUGAGGACCUGUCUCCAUACUGCCCCUGGCUCAUUGCAACACAGGCUCCCCUCACUGGCACUGCAGCUGACUUCUGGCUCAUGGUUUAUGAGCAGAAAGUUUCUGUAAUCGUCAUGCUAGUGUCUGAGCAAGAACUGGAGAAGCAAAAGGUGUUGCGAUACUUUCCAUCAGAGAGAGGCCAACGACUUGCUCAGGGGCCAAUCACCCUUACCCUUACCACUCAGAAGAGUACUCCUACGCAUAUAGAGCGCAUGAUAGGACUGCAGUAUCGGGACCAAAGUUUGAGACGCACCGUCAUACACCUUCAGUUUACUUCAUGGCCUGAACUGGGCCUUCCAGAGAGUAAAAGCAACCUCAUCCAUUUCAUUCAAGAAGUCCAUGGACAUUACCUACUUCAGCGCCCACUACACACUCCAGUCGUAGUGCACUGCAGCUCUGGUGUUGGCCGUACUGGUGCCUUCUGUCUGCUUUAUGCAGCGCUGCAAGAAAUUGAGGCUGGCAAUGGUAUACCUGACCUGAUCCAGCUGGUGAGGAAGAUGAGGCAGCAGAGGAAGAACAUGCUGCAAGAAAAGCUUCAUCUCAAGUUUUGCUAUGAGGCUGUCCUUAAACAUACAGAGCAGGUUCUGCAACGUCAUGGCAUUAUUACAUCCCCUUGCACCAGGACCCCAAAUAACAUUGCAUUAAAGACGUACUCACGACAGGAAUCUCAGGACAUUGUUCUGGGAGGAGACAUGCCUAUUAGUUCCAUACAGGCCACCGUGGCCAAACUGAGCAUUCGACCACCCAGUGUUGACCAUGAACAAGAGCCUGGCCAAGACCAGAUGCCCUCUGUUUCUGAAGCGGCAAGCACAGCGGAACCAGAUUCUACAGAUACGUCACUUCAGCCUUCUCAGGACUCGCUUUGUUAUGAAGCUAUGCCUGAUUCCCUCAGUCCCCCCCUCUCUUGCACCUCUUCUCCAGGCAAGACACAGUCACCUUUGCCUCCUAGCCAAGGGAAUGGGUUCACCGGGUCCACUCCUGCAUCUCCCGUCUCAAAUCACCACCCAUCCACUGAAGCAGUGCCUCAUGCUCCUUCUCCGCCCCCCUCCUCAUCUUUAGAUCUGCUUGCUUGUCUCACACCUGAAGCCUUCACUCUGGACAGUGCCCAUCGAGGCAAGCAGCGGAUUAGCAAGCAAAGCUUCCUUCAGCCACAAGAAGGCAAAGGCCUGCAGGGACCACCAGAGGGCGACGAUCCGCUCAGUAGUUUGGAUCCUCUCUGGACACUCAACAAAAGCUGAAACAACACAACCAAGCUCUCUUUUAUCUUCUCCCCCACAGGCAGUCCUCUUAUGAACUCAUCACUGUCUGUCUAUCCACCUGUGUUCUGAAAAGUCUUUUUUCAGUUGGCACUUUUCCAGCUCUGAUCCUGGUUACAUUCCGUAAAUCCGGUCUUGUCUCCUAGCAUGCACUCCUAAUGCCAUGGUGUUUGUGAUUGCCUGUAAGGUGCCUGAGUGUUGGUUCCUCUGCAGUGGGCAUUUGCCUCCACACCAAAAACGUAAACAUUGAGAAUGGAAACAGUGUGAUAGAAAAACUGACAUUGAAGCUACAGUUGUCAUUAACAGUUUGACUGAGCGACUAUCUGCUCACCCUUUGUACACAUGCUGCUUGCACUGUGGGUUGUAUAUUAUUAGUCUCCGCACCUGUCUUUGAGCUACAGUGAUCUGCAACAUAUAUAUGUAGGGACAAAUUGAAGCUGGUGAUGAAAAUACAACUUGAUAUGACUUGAUGUACUUGGUAUACUUAAAACACUCAAAUUUCUGAAUCACUUCAGAAAUCAAAGCAUUUUAUGAGUUGAUACUAACUUCUUUCUUUGAACUGUGUAAAUAAAUCUUAACAGAUGUCAA